CGUUCAAAGAUGCAGGCUGCCGAGAUGCUGCGUGGUACCAGGGCAUACGUCUACCAUCUUGUGUUCCUAAUAUCCCUCUCUGUUGAUUAUGUCCAUCCAUUACCACUCCAAGUAUUACCUAGCAUCCCGGGUUAUAUCCCUGUUUAUAUAAGGUACGGGGAUCAGCCAUUGGAGGAAAUAAAUCCCGCAUUAGCAGAGGCGUUUCGCGAAGGAUCGAGCUUACCUAAGGUCAACUUAGCUAAUAUCGACGGACCCAGUGAUAUAAGCCUCGAAGAAGACGGAGCGGACAAAAACAAAGUGGAGGCUAUACACGUCAGACAGGUGGAUAAUAAUUUCGCUACGGAAGACGAGAAGGAUAAGGAACCGGCAGAAGUAUCGUCAGAUACAGAAACAUCGAAACGGAAAACAGUCUCUCAACCAGUGGUCAAAGUUCUUCCAUUGACCGAAGAAGAAAAAGACGCUCUGGAUAAAUUCAAAAUCGAAAUCAAAGAGGAGACGAAGAAUUCGAACAGUGUGCACGAUUCGAGUUCGAAUCCGUCUGAAUUGUUGGACGAGCCACAUCGCGAGGACGUACGACCGUUUAGUCCGGUUGUGAAAGUCGAUCAAAUCAUUACCGACGAAUCAGUCAAACCGGAUCUUCACCUAAUCGAGAAUGUGCCGCAUUCUUCCACGGACGAGGGUGCCCCAGCGUCCACACUUACAGACGAAAUACUACCUGUUAAGGAACAACGUCUUCCGAACGUUCUAUCCAACGUUCACAAACUGGCCAUCUCUCCCGAACUGUCUCACCAAUUUGAGAAGGAACGGAUAGAGAAUCAAUCCUUAGACGAGAAAUCAAAAUGAAACGCACACUUCAUAGUGAGAUUUAUUUAAUAUGUAGUAAUACGGAUAAUCUACAAUUUUGUGAUAAAUACUUGUUUAAUAGAUCUUA
Colletes gigas is the source of this 931-nucleotide messenger RNA. RefSeq lists its product as uncharacterized. The transcript has 4 exons. The record is from RefSeq and is a predicted model, not a curated record. NCBI's taxonomy places the organism in Eukaryota, Metazoa, Arthropoda, Insecta, Hymenoptera, Colletidae. Bases 10 to 843 code for a protein of 277 amino acids.